Molecule: messenger RNA, 1959 nt
Organism: Venturia canescens
Lineage: Eukaryota; Metazoa; Arthropoda; Insecta; Hymenoptera; Ichneumonidae
Exons: 4
Coding region: 215-553 (112 amino acids)
Source: RefSeq, a predicted model, not a curated record
AUUAUUCGGUUGCGCUGCCAUGACUCUAGAUUUAAAUUUCAAAUGAACUAUAUUUUUUACAUUUUAACAAGUUUAUUAUACAAAAAAACUUGCUUGUGUUGCGAACAAGUAAGUAACAGUGGUGUUGUUCCAGAGGUGACAGUAACGUUCAAUUUUUCUUUCCGACACCCCCCGCAUCAAGAGACCUGGAGUUCAAAUCGAAGUGAUAAGAAGCAUGCGGAUCGAAUGCUGCAACAAGAACUGUAGCAAAUGGCAACUGACCAAUGAGUACAAUGAUCUGAGUGACGUACUAGACAUGUGGUUUUGCCACAUGAAUUCAGGUUUUCCGUUGUGGCCAGCCAUGGUUGAUAACUGUCCGAAUUCAUCCACAUGGUAUAAAGUACAGAGACCAUCGUCAGUUUUGAAAAAGUAUCAUGUUUGGUUUUUUGGUUCGAAUAAAAACGAGCAUGCAUGGAUGCGGGACUGUCAAUUGAAAGCGUACAAAAAAAAUUCUUGCAAGUUGUUUGUAACAAAGUGUUGCAGACGAAACAUAGAAGCAUCGAUUACAAGAUGAGAUUGGAUGAAGCCUGUCAUUUGGCAGAUGCAGUAGUACCCUUGAGCAUUUCCCAGUGAUUGGAAGAAUGGUUUGCUCGAGUGGCUCGUCAAAAUCAACCUCUAAAAACAUCAAAAGCCAAUAACUGUCCGAACUCUACCAGAAGUCUUGUUCUGAAGAGGAAUGUUGUAACUCAAAAAAAGAGGAUCGGAAAGGAAAAGAGUAAUUGAAAGUUCAAAAUUGCUGACGUAGGCUUAAGUGGUGGUCUGCAAUGAUCGUCACGUGUCCAAUCCUCAAAACGCACGAACAUGUUCCCAAGUUUAAAGAACAACCGGUAAGCGUUUUAUAUUCCAUUUUAAAAAACAUGUGGAUCUUUUCUGAUUUUUAAAUUCUGAAUUCAAUUCAUUUAUGAAACCACCAAAGAUGACGAUUCAAAACUCUCGUUUAGACAAGGUUAGGUGCCUCGUAAAAUGAUAAAAAUUUGAAAACUGAGUUUUCAAGCGUCUGAAUAGUACUUGGAGUCGAUACAAGUACCGAAGCCAGGUCCAUUUCUUUAAGUUAUAACAUCACGUAGGUGCAUCGAAUUGCGAAACAGUUAAUGCAUUUUUAUUCGAAGAACGAUUUGCAGGGAUCAAACGAAAGUCCGGGAACCCCACCGAAUAUAACCUCAUCGAUUUUCAACUCGUUAGUCGCACAGAGGAGUGCAGUCUGAAGCUUGGUGUCGUGGCAUUGCGAUAGACUGAGCAAGUUGAUUUUCCAGUUUUUUAUUCACUCAAAAAUAAUAAGGGUGACUUUUAACAAUCAAUAACAUUUCACGUAUGAGAUUGAUAACUGAAUUAAUUGUUAUACACACUUUUUGCUUGGACACACUUGAUGUUUGGAGGAAAACCUGUAUCAACGUUUUUACCGACCACGAAAUGGACAGACUGUAAAAUAUAUACAUUCAACUGGAUCGCCGUACUCGUCGAAAAGAAGGGAACUCGCAGUAUUCUUUUUUUAAACGCUGUUACUGAUGAACCGAAGAAAUGUUAGAGAAAAAAAAUGUUCUUUGUAGAAAGCAAAUUACUUCAAAAAAAUUUUAUAGCACAGCAUUUUGUCGUUCGUCUAACUAGAGACGAACAAAGUAGAAUAUUUUCAUGCCAAUCAUUUUCUCGAAUAACAAGUGAAUUUCAACAACAUGAAAAAAUGUGAUUAAAGAUCCUAAAAAAGUUUUUGUACAUGGAGGAGCAUAAUGCACUAAUAAUCAUAAUAAAAAUCCAGCAAUAUAGUUGCGUAGACUCCUGUAACCAGGUCGACUUGGGGUCAAAGUUUUAUAACGAAUCAAAAAACAAGUUAGAAUUUCGUAAUCGACGAAUGCCGAAAAUAAAAAAAAAUGUAGCAAGAUUUCAACGAAAAUAAAACAAACCGCCGUAAGGAAUGGUCGAAUC